Emiliania huxleyi CCMP1516 is the source of this 963-nucleotide messenger RNA. RefSeq lists its product as hypothetical. The coding region runs from base 169 to 714 and encodes 181 amino acids. The transcript has 3 exons. The record is from RefSeq and is a predicted model, not a curated record. NCBI's taxonomy places the organism in Eukaryota, Haptophyta, Isochrysidales, Noelaerhabdaceae.
CUCGGCUGAAAAGCACUCACCAUCACUCUCCUUGCCACACACCUCCUCGCCGCGCCGCGCCUGUCGCCUGCUCUGCUAGCGGCGACGCCUCUGCUCCUUCGCAGCGGGCACGUCUCACGAAUCUUGUGUGCAGCGAGUCGAUUGGUACCGAGGAGGGUGCGAGUCGUGAUGGCAGCGGCAGAUGCUGCAAAUGCUGCUAUGCUGGCGGGCAUAGUGGGCUCAGGUCUGCUUGGUGGCCUGUACUUCAUCUUCUCCUUCUGCGUGAUGCAGGCUCUCAACACGCAGCCUCCGGCGACGGCCAUCCACGUGAUGAACAGCAUCAACGAAGCCAUCAUCAACCCGCCCUUUUUCCUCAUCUUCAUGGGCACACCACUCGCUUGCUGCUAUGUGCUGUUUCGGUGCGUCAAGGAGGGCAUUCGAUCGCCCGACCACACGCUCGCCGCUUCGGGCGCGCUGCUGCUCCUCGUCGGCGAGUUUCUGCUGACCGCUUUCGUGCAUGUCCCAAAGAACGAUGCCCUUGCCCGCUACGUGGUGACAGGCAGCGGCAACGACGCGACCGUCUGGGCCAAGUACUUCACGUCGUGGACGCGAUGGAACCACGUGCGGAUGUUGGCGUCGAUUGCGACCAGCGCCCUCCUGGCCUCGGCGCUGAGCCUCAGAGGCGCUCGUCUCAGUGCCGGCGGCGGCGCCGGCACAGCACCGCUGAUGCAUUAAGCGGCCGCGCCGCGGAGUCAUCAGGCAUGAACCCGCUUGGGCUGUCUUCCAGCGUCUCUGCCGCUAGUCGCCGGCGGACAGUAAUAGCCUUGUUUAUAGCCACGCAGGGGGGCGCCCGCCGGGCCACGCCAGCCCAGGCCAGCCCAGCCCGCAACCCUAGCGCACCCCCCAAGGCUCUCUGUGGAGCUGCGCAGGAGCGGUGACCGCUGACAUCCCCCUGGCCGCGAAAGGGAGAGAAAACUCGCUGAG